Molecule: messenger RNA, 717 nt
Organism: Striga asiatica
Lineage: Eukaryota; Viridiplantae; Streptophyta; Magnoliopsida; Lamiales; Orobanchaceae
Source: the annotation of a GenBank genome assembly
AUGGCCUUCAGCAGCUGUCGUAUAUUCCCGGGGAAUCUAGGUCUUCAGAUCAUAGACCAGUUACUGAGUGUUUUGGGCCAAAAUAGAGUCAGCUCCCAACAGGUUGAGGAAAAGUGUUGGUUUCCAAAACAAGAAGCUGUACCUUCAUAUGUUGCUCUGAAGAUUACCCCAGCUUUAACGAAACUCAACCUGAAGACUGACGGGGACAUCUCUUUCCCCAUUCACCAAGAAGAGAGAGCAUAUGGCAAGCUAGCAACAAACCAUACAAAAGUAGAACACAUACCCGACUGGUUUCGCCCUGCCUUGGGCUCAUCAGGAGAACAGCUCCAGCUCCCAACCAGCUUCGUGCUCCUCUACCAGACUUCGAUAACAAGAACUCCAAAAAACAUCAAGACAGGAAAAUCCAAUUCCAGCCAUCUCUUCCCCACGAAUCACGGUACUUGUUUUAUGCCGCUAGAGUUUCCUCCUCUCCCGCCCAUUAUCAUACACAGGACCAAACCACCCACGGGCAGCUUUCACGCGCUCAGGCCAGUAUACAAUGAACUCAUGGGCUUGCUUUCACUCAUUCGGGCCCGGAUGGGAAUUAUCUGCAUGAGAUUCGUAGGAAAGAGAACAGCUAAGUCAUAUCAUUCCAUGUUCGACGUUUUCGAAGAAAAAGUUACGACGUCUGAGUGUUUUAGAGUCACUGAGGCAUUUCGAAAAGGUGGAAACCAGUGA